AUGGCAACUAAAAUUCCCACAGAAAUAUUAAUUAAAAUUUUAAAUAAUGUUCAAUCAUUUGGUUCAACUAAAGAUUUAUAUUCAUCAUUAUUGGUUAAUCGAAACUGGUGUAAAAUUACUAUACCUAUACUUUGGGAAUUACCUUUGGGUCAAGAAUGUCAUGCAGAUGAUAAGGAAUUGAGGAAGAAAGCAUUAUGUAUUCGAACUUAUAUAUCAU
Molecule: messenger RNA, 217 nt
Organism: Diversispora eburnea
Lineage: Eukaryota; Fungi; Glomeromycota; Glomeromycetes; Diversisporales; Diversisporaceae
Source: the annotation of a GenBank genome assembly